This is a messenger RNA of Talpa occidentalis (Iberian mole), 3596 nucleotides long. It is a transcript of the gene RIC3, whose product is annotated as RIC3 acetylcholine receptor chaperone. The record is from RefSeq and is a predicted model, not a curated record. Lineage: Eukaryota; Metazoa; Chordata; Mammalia; Eulipotyphla; Talpidae. The coding region runs from base 24 to 1124 and encodes 366 amino acids. The transcript is spliced from 6 exons. Gene Ontology annotation, cellular component: neuronal cell body; neuron projection; intracellular membrane-bounded organelle. Gene Ontology annotation, biological process: synaptic transmission, cholinergic; protein localization to cell surface.
GCCAGCGGCGAGGGCGUGCGGCCAUGGCUUACUCCACGGUGCAGAGGGUCGCCCUGGCCUCGGGGCUCGUUCUGGCGGUGUCGCUGCUGCUGCCCAAGGCCCUCCUGUGGCGCGGAAAGCGGCCGGAGCCGCCCCCGGCUCCUGAAGGAAAGUUGGGCCGAUUCCCACCUCUGAUGCAUCAUCACCAGGCACCCUUGGAUGGCCAGACCCCUGGGGCUCGUUUCCAGAGGUCUCACCUUUCGGAGGCCUUCACAAAGGCCAAGGCAGCAGGGGGAGGAGUUGGAGGAGGAGGCAGUGGAAGAGGCCUGAUGGGGCAGAUUAUUCCAAUCUAUGGUUUCGGGAUAUUUUUAUAUAUAUUGUACAUUCUAUUUAAGCUCUCAAAGGGGAAAGCUGCAGAGGCUCGGAGCUGCUCUAUCGCCUCGCCUGGAAAUGCCCACAGGAAAAUUACCAAUUUUGAGCUUGUUCAACUGCAAGAAAAACUGAAAGAGACAGAGGAAGCCAUGGAAAGAUUAAUCAACAGAGUGGGGCCUAAUGGUGAGAGCAGAGCACACACCGUGACUUCUGACCAAGAAAAACGGUUACUGCAUCAGCUCCGAGAAAUCACAAGGGUUAUGAAAGAAGGAAAAUUCAUUGACAGACCCACUCCAGAGAAAGAAGCUGAGGAGGCCCCUUACAUGGAGGACUGGGAAGGUUACCCUGAAGAGACUUACCCAGUUUACGACAUUUCAGAUUGCAUAAGGCAUAGGCACGAAAGCAUCCUGGUGGAUUGCCCUGACCAGAGAAAACCCUCUGCUGAAGAGCUAGCUGAGCAAAUGGGAGCGCUCACGGCAGACGCAGACCCUUUGGGUUGGGAGCUGCCCACUGACCCCACUGCUCAGGAGGAUCCUUCUGUUCCCUCUUCUGACUCACAGCCAGAAACAUGUUCCUGCUGUUUUCAUGAAGAAGAGGAUCCUGCUGUUUUGGCAGAGAAUGCUGUAUUUGGUACAGACAGUUCGAGUGAGCAGGAGGAAACCACCAAGGAAGUUCGGCCUCAAGACUGCAGAGAUGAAGGCUUGUGUGCCAGCACCAAGACAGCAGAUAGAGGUGAUAUGUUGAGGAAGCGGAACCCUCAGGGUUUAGAAUGAAAACAGCCAGUUUGGUGAAAUCCAUUCCUCUGGUCCCGGGGUGACCUUUCUUUUCUCUCUGAUUUCAUCCUUGGCCAUGUGCCCUGUACCUCACCCCUGUGUUCACAUAUCAUAGCCAGUUACCGCCACAGAUAUCAUGUCUCUUACACACCUGUCAUCUUGUAAAACAUCGUAGAGAUCAGCAUGCACAAGACAGCUUCAGUCUUCUCUGUCUUUCCUCCUCAGAGUUGAUCCACCAGGGAAUUAUGUUUGAUCUGCUAUGAUUACAGGUGGGAGGUGGGGGCAGAGGUCUGGCUCUGCAUUCUAGGAGUAGCAGAUGGCUUACCUGUGAACAAACAUCAGCUUACACAUGAUGGGGACUUAACGGUUGCAGGAAUGAAGAUUUCAAUUUCAAGAUGCCUUAUUCUGUGGGCCCUGAGCAGGUUAGUUGUCCCUGGGCUUGGGAAAACAUUUUUGUGGGGACAGUGGGACCAGACGUUAAGACUACUGUUUGAGCUGAAGCCCCUUCCCUCACAGUGAGGGCCUUGUUUUUGCUUUAAAAGAAAGCUGAGAUGGCAUCAGAAACCAUUGCUCCAGAAUAGCACUUCCCACUGACCUGAGAAUGAACACAGAGGCCUGUUGGGGCACUGUUUGGCUCAUAUAUUGCCUGGGUCUCUAGCUUCUCUCUGCUCUGCUCAACUGAACUGCUAAAUCCAGAAGCACCACUGUACCUCUUGACCUUCAGCAGCCAGAGGAAGUUUAGGUAAACUUUAGUUCUUGCCCUGCAAAGGUUUGAUGUUGAGGCUGCAGGAAAGCCUGCCCUGGGUAGUGGUCCUGCCAUGAGAUGCUCAAAAGGUGACAGGGGAGAGAACUGUGUACUGAUGGACUGUACUUACCUGUAUGUCAUGCCUGGGAUGUUCUUACGACCACAUGUACUGUGUGCCAGCCCAGCAGGGAAGUGGCAGAGUUCCAAUGUGGCUGUGCCAGAGGGGGAGACCAUUUGUUUUGGUAUUUGGAUAUCUGGUUCAUUUGGUAGCGCUGGAAAAAAGUAAGAAUUAGAUUAGAACUGGAGGGAUUCUGGCCAAACUAAAGGCCUAGUUUCUACGCUGCUAGGUCUCUUCUUGAGAUAAGAUGGCAGCUCUGGGCCUAAGAAGGAUGAGUGGAUUCAGUUUACCUGUAAGACCUGAGUUUAAAAUGAGUACACUCCUAAGAACAGUCCCAGUAAUAAAAUGUGGAAAGCUUGAAAAUUAUGUAAAGGCAUAUGUGGCUUUUAGAGUUCCAUCAUGCCCUGCACAAUUGGUAUGAAUGAGAUGUCUGGAAAAUAGUUUUAAUUGCAUAUAUAAGCUUACCAACUGCUGCUAGGUGUGGAAUCAUAGGAAGAUAAUGCCAUAUACUAGGCAUUCUUGUUAAGUCACUGAAAAGUGAGUCUAUAGAAAAUAUUUUUGCAUCUGUCUCCAUGUGGAACAUUUGAUUCACUUAUAAAGAAUGUAGUUUAAAAUGUACUGAAAGCAAUGUACAUAUAAUGUUAAAGGUAAACAAAAAUGUAGGUGCUCUUUACUGUUAUGAUAAAUUAUUUUCUCAUUUUUUUUUUUCAUUCAUGAUAGGUAUAUUUAUGAGGAGAAUCCUGGCUCAAAUUUCUUUUUGGCUUAAGGAUAGGAUUUCUUGAUUAGAGAUUACAUGUUAGAUUCCUUUUAGCCUAUUCAGUGAUUUAGUACACAUUACUCAGAAAGGCAUUGGAAAAAGGAGGCUCAAUUCCCAUCUUUAAAAAGAUGCAGUUUCAUGUAGGAGCCUCAUCCAUUACUUUUACAUGAACUAUGAAUGGGUUCAAGAUUGUGAAUUUUGCAGGCAGAGAGAUGUUGCUUGAUUCCACCCAGCCUAUGCUAUCUGUAGAAGCUUGAGACAGCUCCUUAACUUUGAGCCUUUAUUUUUCUCAUAUUUAAAGUGGGGAGUAAGUCUAGCUCUUAUGGACUGGUUAUGAGGAUGAAUGAAAUAAUCAGUGCCUAUAAAGUAGCACUGGUCCUGUAAUAAAUGAUAACUAUUUAAGUGGUAGUUAAUGUUUUUGCCAAUUACAGCAUAAAUUAUCUCCUGUAUAUCUAGAUCCAUAUAGCAAAGUAUUUCCAAGAAACUUUACAGAGGAGAUGCACAAGGAUGAGAAAGGACAUUUUUGACAGAAAGUCGUGCUGUAGAAAGCGUAUUCAGGUAUUUUAAUGAGUCUGGUAUGUAAGAUAUCACAUAACUAUUCUGACAUGUUGUUCUUUGGGGAAAACUGUCUAAUAGAAAUGGCUCUGCUUGGCUAAUGUAUAUCAGGAAUAUAUUUAUAUAUUUAAAUUUCAGAAAUUUUGUUGUUCUUUUCAAUCAUUUCAAAUUGGAUGCCCCCCCCCCCCCAAAAAAAAAGGGUCUGGUAUUCGUAUUUUUGCCUGCUGCCUCUUUCCUCAUGGUCUUCAUUUCUCUGAACUGGUCUACAAUUUGAUCAGUACCCUGGGAAUAGCUAUA